This is a messenger RNA of Girardinichthys multiradiatus, 800 nucleotides long. It is a transcript of the gene itpa, whose product is annotated as inosine triphosphatase (nucleoside triphosphate pyrophosphatase). The record is from RefSeq and is a predicted model, not a curated record. Gene Ontology annotation, biological process: nucleoside triphosphate catabolic process. NCBI's taxonomy places the organism in Eukaryota, Metazoa, Chordata, Actinopteri, Cyprinodontiformes, Goodeidae. The transcript has 8 exons. The coding region runs from base 56 to 670 and encodes 204 amino acids. Gene Ontology annotation, molecular function: nucleoside triphosphate diphosphatase activity. Gene Ontology annotation, cellular component: cytoplasm.
CUAUAAUGGAAAGAUCACGGUCCGGGUUUUUUUAGUCCUCCUGGUGUGGUUGAUCAUGGCUGUCCCAGCAGGAAGAUCUGUGGUCUUUGUAACUGGAAACGCAAAGAAACUCGAGGAAGUCAUCCAGAUACUAGGAGACAAGUUUCCCUACAAACUAGUGUCGAAAAAAAUUGAUUUGCCUGAAUACCAGGGGGAGCCAGAUGAAAUUUCCAUACAGAAGUGUAAGGAGGCUGCACAGCAGAUUGAUGGGCCAGUCAUAGUGGAGGACACAUGUCUGUGUUUCAGGGCUUUGGGAGGACUGCCUGGUCCUUACAUCAAAUGGUUUCUUGAUAAACUAAAGCCAGAAGGUUUAUACAAGCUCUUAACUGGCUUUGAGGAUAAAUCAGCAUGGGCUCUCUGCACCUUUGCAUUCAGUGCUGGUAGAGAUGAACCCGUGCAGCUCUUCAGUGGGAAAACUGAGGGGCACAUUGUGGAGCCCAGGGGGCCUCGGGACUUCGGAUGGGAUCCCUGUUUCCAGCCGGACGGAUACGACAAAACCUACGCUGAACUCCCCAAAGAAAUAAAGAAUUCAAUCUCUCAUCGCUAUCGGGCGCUCGCUGCCAUGUCUGAGCACUUCUCAAAAAUCAACAAUACCUCACCACAGAGCAAGAAGAAGAAGCAGGAUGAUUAGAGGUUCUUUAUUUUCAGUUAAAAAUUCGAUGGUUCCUCUGUAACAACUCUCCUGUAAAGCCUACAGCUGAGCAGGCUUUGAGUUAUAUAUGUUUCUCCCUUAAUUUUAAUAAACCAGUUUUUUAAAAAGA